Orussus abietinus is the source of this 2233-nucleotide messenger RNA. RefSeq names its product facilitated trehalose transporter Tret1-2 homolog. The transcript is spliced from 7 exons. Lineage: Eukaryota; Metazoa; Arthropoda; Insecta; Hymenoptera; Orussidae. Gene Ontology annotation, molecular function: transmembrane transporter activity. The record is from RefSeq and is a predicted model, not a curated record. Gene Ontology annotation, biological process: transmembrane transport. Gene Ontology annotation, cellular component: membrane. Bases 328 to 1920 code for a protein of 530 amino acids.
ACCAAUUACGUAUGCAUAUGAUAACAUACUCGCUAGAUUGAAUAGUUUAGCCAAUAGAAAUAGAAUACCUGCGCAUCCUGCAGGUGGUCGUAAAUAAUUAUUCUUGACUCCGAGGUAUGUCGUGUAAUAAGGUCGAUUUCGAAAUGUCUACAAUACCAGAUAAAGAAUCAUUAGACCACCUUAUCUAUUCAGAACGAAACGUCAGCACCAUUUUGGAUACUCAUUAGAUCUCGGUGAUAAACGAAGAGAGCACAAUGUCUGGACCUCUGAAUUGGAGUUAAUUAUCCGUGGAAAUCACUUGGCCCGCUUUGAUUCGGAAGUGUAACGAUGGAAGACGAAAGAAAUGAAGAGAUACAAUCUUUAACUAACAGGACGACUAAUGAAGGAUAUACAGGUCUCAAUAAUGUAAUUAGUGACACAUCGGCAAGAACUUUUAAGAAAGGAGGCAUACCACAACCAUCAUUCAAAGAUGUGAUACCCCAAGUAAUUGCAAGCUGUAUCGUUCACUGCAUAGUAAUACAGGCUGGAAUAAACAUGGCGUACAGUACAAUCUUGACAAAUGGUUUAAAGAGAGGCGAAAAUAACAUCACAAUUGAUGAAAAUGCAGAGUCUUGGAUAGCAAGCAUAGUUACCAUAUCACUGCCUAUUGGAUCAUUGCUCGUUGGUCCACUGAUGGAUAAGUUUGGACGCAAAACCAUUUGCCUGGCAUCGUGUGUACCAGUCAUAGGUUCCUGGAUUUUGCUGAUGAUCAGUAACAGCUUACCUAUGGUGUACUUUGCCCGUACCAUGGCAGGGGCAGCAGCAGGACUCACAACCGUAGGUCUGGUUUACGUGUCAGAAAUUACACAUCCUCAGGUCAGGCCAAUGCUGCUCUGUCUGAAUUCAGUUUUCGUCUCCUUUGGCAUCCUCAUUUCGUGUUUCUUCGCAAUGUGGUUGAACUGGUACCAGAUGGCGAUAAUAUUCUUGGUUUUGAAUAUUUUCAUCUUCUUUGCCCUCUUCACCAUUCCUGAAAGCCCUUAUUGGCUUCUGUGUUUCAACGGUGAAGCAUUCAAUGAAAAACGGACUGCCAAGGCGGAACGCAGUCUAAAGUGGCUUAACAGAAAUCAUACGUUCUAUGAACAAGAGUACGAGAGAAUCAAAGAGAUUUACCACAGUCGUCAGCAGCAGGAAGAGGUAUCGAAGAACAUUCUGCAGUCCAUAAAGUACUACUAUCAUCGAGUAAUCUCACCUAACGUCUAUAAGCCAAUAGCGAUUCUCUUCUUCCUCUUGCUACUUCAGCAAUUCUCCGGAGUUUACGUAGUGAUCUUCUAUGCUAUCUCUGUCUUCCAUGAAAUUGGUGGGUCCUUCGGUGGAGGUGUCGACGAAUAUGGUGCACUUUUGCUACUCGGUGUCAUCCGCUUUGCUAUGAGCUUAGUCACUGUCUACUUCAGCAAAAUAUAUGGACGCCGACUUUUGAGUAUCAUCAGUGGACUUGGAAUGACCUUCUCCAUGUUCUUCUCUGCGAUGUAUCUGUACCUGACAUCAUCUUGUGACGAGAAUGGACAAAUUGUCAACCAGAGGUGGCUUUUACUAGUCAUUGUAUUGUUUUAUGUGUGCAUGAGUUCAUUAGGAUUUAUCGUCAUACCUUGGACAAUGAUUGGUGAACUUUUACCCAUCUCAGUUCGUGGCACGGGUAGUGGAGUUAUGACGGCAGUGGCCUAUAUCAUAAUGUUUGCGGUGGUUAAAAGUUUCCCAUAUAUGUUAAAAGCUAUCGGGGGACAAGGUGUGUUUUUCUUCUUUAGUCUCAUGUCACUGGCUGCUACGAGCUUUGUCUACAUCUUUUUACCGGAAACCCUUGGCAAGACUUUUGCAGAAAUUGAAAGUUACUUCGAUAAGGGUAAAGAAAAAUCAAGACAACAAAUUCGAACCGUUGACUGUUGAUUUACUACAAUGUAAUCAAAGGAGUUCUAAUAGAGUUUUCCAUUAUAAUAUAUUGGAAAACAGAUUUGAUAUUUUUUAUCAUUUUAUGAACGACAGUAUUUUCUAAUAUUCCGAAGAUGUUUUUCUGAAAUGCAAUUUGCUCAUAUGUUUUUUAUUGACAUCGAUCUAAAGAGAAUCUGUGAUCACGUUGAUAGAAUAUUUACGUAAUUGAUAAAAUGUGAUCGGCAUCUUUAUAGUGCUUUUUAAUACCUUUUAUACAGGUAGAUGUAAAUGACUAAGACUUAAGAAUAAAGAACGAUUAACAUAUCCAUAA